ACGCAACCCGGAAGCGGAAGUAUAUGAGUGUUUUUCUUAGCGAACUGCUGUGUAAACAUUUGCGAUUAAGGCCUAAAUGAAUCAGAUAAUCCAUAAAACCUCUUCUAAGAACCUAACAUUGGAUUUUAGCUGUUUUUAAAACUCAAUUUUGUGUUUGACCUCGGAUUUUAAACUUUCACCAAAUAGAAAUGGACAGUGAAACUUCAGAGUUUGAGCCGCACUCAGGGCCGGAGAUGAGCAUGAGCCAGGCCAACGCUCCAGUGUACUGCAUCUGUCGCAAACCAGACAUCAACUGCUUCAUGAUCGGCUGCGACAGCUGCAACGAGUGGUUUCAUGGAGACUGCAUUAAUAUAUCUGAGAAGAUGGCGAAAUCCAUUCGGGUGUGGUACUGUGAAAAAUGUCGGGGUCACGACAUGGAGAGUCAGCUCGAGCACGACACGCCCGAUUUUAAGAACGAUCGUCGACGUGGGUCACGGGUUUCUUUUAUGCGUUCGCAGAUUAAGCGCUCUGCACGGAUGUGUGGGGAGUGUGAGCCCUGUAUGCGAACAGAGGACUGCGCUCAGUGUGACUUCUGCUUGGACAUGAAGAAGUUUGGCGGGCCUAACAAGAUCAGGCAGAAGUGCAGGCUCAGGCAGUGUGAAGUGCGCGCCCGGAAAAUGCUGCGUGUGAAGGACGAAGAAUUCUCCAUGUCCAAAGCCCUCGACCCCUACCAGCCUGACUACGGCCUAUCGGACGAUUAUAGCGAGAACGAGAUGGAGCUCUACCAGCAGUACUGUGCCGGCAAAUACUCCGAAUACGGAUGGAACAGCGAUGAAGAAGACGGUCCGUUUGUUGAUUCCACCGUGCGAAAGCGAGCCGUGAAGGUCAAGCACGUGAAGCGAAGAGAGAAGCGGUCUGAGAAAAAGAAAGAGGAGACCAAGCCACGUAAACACAAACCGAAGCAGAAACACAGGGACAAGGUGAGGCACAGCGAGAGGACAGAAGCUCGAGACAGCGGGGAAGUCAGACAGUGCCUCGGGCCAAGCUGCGUUGAAGCGGCGCGUCCCAACUCCAAGUACUGCUCUGAUGACUGCGGCAUGAAGCUCGCCGCCAACCGGAUCUAUGAGAUCCUCCCUCAGCGUAUCCAGCAGUGGCAGCAGAGCCCCUGCAUCGCCGAGGAGCAGGGAAGGAAGCUUCUGGAGCGAAUCCGGCGCGAGCAGCAGUUAGCCCGGACACGGCUCACGGACAUGGAAAAACGUUUCCAUGAGCUGGAGGGCAUCAUCGCUAAAGCAAAACAACAAGUCGUGCAACAUGACGAAGAGGUAAACGAAGGAGAUGAUGACACAGACCUUCAGAUUUUCUGCGUCUCCUGCAGUCACCCUGUCAACCCCAAGGUGGCACUGCGUCAUAUGGAGAGGUGUUAUUCCAAGUACGAGAGUCAGACAUCAUUUGGCUCUAUGUAUCCCACACGCAUAGAGGGUGCAACAAGGCUGUUCUGUGAUGUAUACAAUCCUCAAAGCAAAACGUACUGUAAAAGGCUUCAGGUUCUCUGUCCUGAGCAUUCCCGUGACCCAAAGGUUCCAGCAGAUGAGGUGUGCGGAUGUCCUUUGGUGCGUGACGUCUUCGAGCCCACGGGCGAGUACUGCCGAGUGUCAAAGCGCAAGUGCAACAAACACUACUGCUGGGAGAAACUGCGUCGGGCCGAGGUGGACCUGGAGAGAGUGCGAGUGUGGUACAAGUUGGACGAGUUGUUUGAACAGGAGCGCAACGUCCGAAUAGCGAUGACGAAUCGCGCGGGUCUCCUGGCUCUUAUGCUACAUCAGACGAUUCAACACGACCCACAUUCCACAGACCUACGCUCCAGCAAAGACAGAUAGCCAGCCAAGAAUUUCUUUUAUACCAUCUGAUGUUUGUUCUAAAAAUUCUUAGAAAAAAAGCAUGUUUCAUUAAAAUAUAUGAAUAAUUAACAACUUAAUACUAUUAAUAUGAGUGUUAGAUGAUGACACUAUAAUAAAGAUAUAUUAGGAGUUAUGUGAAGUGUUACGAGUGCUCUAUAUAAGCUAUAUAAAGUUGUUCUGUGUGUCCAUAGAUAUCAUUUAAUUAGUCAUCAUGAUACUGUUUUACCAUUUUUAAUUCUAGGCAUACUUAUUAAAAACAAUUAUUGGUGCUUUUCUUGUUUAAACAAUAAAGAAUUGUGUAUCAUUGUGUAACAAUGGCUGAUACAUUUAAUUCAUGGAAAUAAACUU
Molecule: messenger RNA, 2225 nt
Organism: Clarias gariepinus (North African catfish)
Lineage: Eukaryota; Metazoa; Chordata; Actinopteri; Siluriformes; Clariidae
Gene: cxxc1a
Product: CXXC finger protein 1a
Exons: 14
Coding region: 189-1856 (555 amino acids)
Biological process (GO): positive regulation of DNA-templated transcription
Cellular component (GO): Set1C/COMPASS complex
Molecular function (GO): DNA binding; zinc ion binding
Source: RefSeq, a predicted model, not a curated record